Cladocopium goreaui is the source of this 3292-nucleotide messenger RNA. Lineage: Eukaryota; Dinophyceae; Suessiales; Symbiodiniaceae. The record is from the annotation of a GenBank genome assembly.
AUGGAAGCACUUGGUGAGUUGCCGGAAGGUGAAUCCAGCAACUCCUUGAAGAGGACUUUGGUUUGGCCCCGGGGCUAUGCCCUCUGCAUCUUCAGCGAAAAUCACGCCGUGAGGCGGCUGUGCAAAGGCAUCCUUUCCUUCGAGGUUCAGAUCCAGGGCGAUCGUUUUAAGGUUUUUGACAAUGCCAUCCUGGUGUGCAUUUUGGUCUCUUGCAUUGGAAUGGCCAGUGACACACCAUUGGCAGAUCCAAAGGCCACCCUCACCCAGAUCAUUCGCGGUGGAGACUAUGUAUUUGCGGUGCUCUUUGGUGCGGAAAUGAUCAUCAAACUCGUGGCCUUUGGCCUUAUCUUCAGCGAGAACGCCUACCUGAAAGAUGGCUGGAAUAUCCUGGAUGGUGUUGUGGUCAUCGUGAGCAUCGUGGAUUUGGCCGUGGCCGGCGGCGGCGGCUUCCUCAAAGGCGUCCGCAUCCUACGGGCCUUUCGGCCCCUGCGGAUCAUUUCGAGGAAUCAGAACCUGCGAGUUGUGGCGCAGACCAUUUUUGCCUCGUUGCAAGACCUGCUGAGCUUGAUGGUCGUGGCGGCUCUGUUUCUUCUGAUCUUCGCUCUGUUUGCCUGUAGUUUUCUGUCCGGAAGGAUGUAUCAUUGCUCCACAGAGACUUCCGUCCUUCUGCUUCGUGAUCAAGCAGACUUUCGCACCCCACUUUGCCUUGGUCCUUUGGAGAACUUGGGCAGCGUGGUCUCUGGUUCCUGCGCGAAUGGAGCCCUCAACGGUCAAGCGUGGCAGGAGAACAGCUGCGUGAACUGUCAUUCCACCCUCAACGUCUCAUGGGCCAGAGCAACGGUUGAUACGCCAAUCUGCGUUGGCCGCUGCGAUCCAUCCAUUGUGCCAGAAGAAGUGGGGAGACAGCAGCCACCUGAAUGGUUGUGUCCAAAGCCGCUGACGAGCGUGCAACAACUGCCCUCGGUGUGUGAUAACCGAGAUUCGGCGGAGUACCUGAGCAACAUCACCUCAGAUGAGCUGCAGGGCAGAGAGUACAUGCAGGCCAUGUCUCGAAUGCUGGUCAUUCCCUGCGGUGGCUCUACGGUGAAUGCCUCCGGAGGCUUCGUGGAGCCCGGGGCGGUGGUGAGUUGUCGCGAGGCCUUCUGUUCCGAGGGUGUCUCCUCCGAAGUGGCACAGCAAUGUCGGGUGAAUUGCCAAGGGCAUCCGUUUUUCUGCAAAGAGAGUUGUGAAGCCGACGAGCAGUCGGGUACCUGUCAGUCCUGUCGUCGAGAAUGCGAAGCUGCAUGCGAAUGCAGCAACUUCUGCGAGCCUCUGAUCAAGGAUGCGGCCCUUUGUGUCGAGCAGGGUGGCCGUUGGCAGCAAGCUCUCAGUCAAGACUUUGACAACGUCUUCUCUUCGAUGCUGACCUUGUUCGAGAUUUCCAGCACUGAAGGUUGGGCAGAUGUGAUGUAUGCCGCUUGCGACAGCGUGGGGCAUUUCAUCGAGCCCAUACGGAACUACAGCGAGUGGAUGUUCGCACCAUUCUUCGUGGUGUACAUGAUCUUCUCCAACAUGUUCAUCAUCAACCUGAGCGUUGGAGUCAUCGUGGACAAGUUCAUGGACCUGAAACAAUCGGGCAAGAGAGACGUGAUCCUGACAUCAGCACAAGUGAAAUGGCUGGACUCGCAAAAGCUGCUCAGCCGCACGCGCUUCUUUGACGUUCAGGACCUUGACAUGAUGCCGUCUCUCCAGCGGAAGGCAUAUGACAUCAUCAGCAGCUUUCGCUUCACGACCUUCAUCAUGGUCGCGAUCGCGUUGAAUUCGGCGUUGAUGGCAAUGCAGACCUUUCCCUCGCAAAUCGAGUGGUGGGCCGAUGUGAUGUACGUCGGAAAGCGUGUCUUCUCGGGUAUUUUCACAUUGGAAAUGAUGCUGAAGUUCUAUGCGCUCCGAUGCACGUACUUUGAGGACUCCUGGAAUCGCUUCGACUUUUUUUGUGUCGUUGUGUCACUGCUCGGAAUCGUUCUGGAGGACACCACGACGUUAAACGUCACGGGCGUCACAUCCGUCUUCCGCGUGCUGCGACUCUUCCGUUUGAUGAAAUAUUUGAGAGGUGUGAAGAAGAUUUUUGCUGCCCUUGCCGCGUCGGUUCCCAAAUUGGUGAAUGUCAUGGCGAUCUUGUUGCUCCUCUUGACCUUGUACAGCAUCUUGGGGGUGAGCUUGUUUUCUACUUUGAAAUUUUCUUCUGAAAAUGCCCAGUGUAAUUUCAAGGACUUUGCCAAAGCCUCAGCAGUGGGCACAGUCCAAGCCUUCAUCACGCUCUUUCGCGCCUCCACUGGUGAGGCCUGGAAUGAAAUUAUGCAUGACAUCGCAAGAUCUCCAAGGCAGAUCUUUGCUUCAGGGGACUGGUGCACGCCCGACUACCUCUUUGAUCCCGAAAACCACUUUGAGGUUCUCUCAGAGAAAUGCCUUAUCGAGAGACCCAACGGCUGUGUGAACUCGUGGAUCAUGGGACAGCUGAUGCCUUUGACAUAUUGGGUGACGUAUACCUUGAUCGUCGCCAUUAUGGUGAUGAACCUCGUAAUUGCUGUCAUCUUGGAGAGCUAUGAGGAGGGCAAAGGAGAGAAAGACACCGAGAUCGUGGAGCACUGCGUCAAGUUGUGGAAACAGAGGGAUACCGACCUCAAGAUGUAUCUUCCCAUGGAGGAGGCCAUUGCGUACAUUGCCGAGGCCUUGAACUAUGGGAUGGAAUUGCACCAGGAGGAGAACAGGAUGCCCAUUGCCAUGCCAGAGCUCAUCUCCAAGAGGCUGACGGAAGUUCCGAUGAAGUUCAUCAACACUUUGGACCUGCCCUGCACGGAGGAUGGCAAGGUCUACUUCUGGCACGCAUUGGUUCAGGUCUUGAAACUUCUGUGUCAUCGAUGGGAUCCGACCCUCAUCAAUGAGAUCAACUCCCUGGAGGAGAUGCUGGAUCCAGACAUGGCUGAGAAGCUGAAAAUGGACCGGAUCUGGGAGUCCAGAAAGCGACAAAUGCAACAGGCACCCCGAGAGAGCAUCCUUUCGGUCAAGGAUCACAUCGCUGCUCUGAAGAUCCAACACAUUGUCCGCGACAGACGUGUCGUUCGGGUCCCUAGCGAGUCAGAAGUGCCUAAAGGGCGCAAUCACGCCUUCCAAGAUGUGGUGAGUUGAAGGCCUCCCAUAAAAAGAAAACGUCCAAAGAGACGUGAAUUGAUGCGAGCCGAGGCAGAUUGAACUCUGCAUUUCGUAGCUACUCCCGGCCGCCAGGUGAUGGCAUCCACAUUGGGGAUGAUUGUCC